AUGAUUACUCGGGAAAUAAUUGCAUUGGACACGCCUAACAUAACUGAAUUGCAACGUCAAACGAUUCAGUCUAUCGAAUAUUUUUCUAAAAUUCAACGACUUAGAGUUGAAAAAAAUGAAUUUAUUCAAGAGAAACUUAAGAAAAUUUCUAAGCAGAGGGAUAAAUUUCGAGAUUUUGCCGAACAAUCAAUAACUAAUGUCCUUAAAAUCAGUUCUCAUGCAGAUGACAUUAUUCUAUUUGCUGAUUGCUGUAUUGAUGAUGAUAUCAGUAAUUAUGAACUGUUGAAAUUAUUAAGGCCAACUUUGAGUAAUGCUACGUUAAAUAAGAAUAAUUCUGAAUUGCUUAAGGAUCUAUUAGUCAAAAUUAAAACUCGUUUAGAAACUAUUUCUACUGACAUUACUGAUCAUAAUGUUAAAAUUAAUAACACUAGGAAUAAUUUACGUGAAUGUAUUGAUGAUGUUGAUGAGAUGAAAAAUGACGAAUAUUUGGCUGUUAAAAAUAAUAAAUUCAUAUCCUAUGUUGGCAGUGCAGUUGCGCUUGGAGCAGCUCCAUUCACAGGUGGAGCAUCUUUGGUAGCAGAAACUUUCGUUGGAAUUGGAGCAAUAGCAUUUUUUGGCGGUGCAGUCGUUGCCAACAAUCAUGCUUAUGAAGCUAGAGCAUAUUCAGCUUGCGGUAACGUUCUAAAUUACUUAGCGAAGGAAGUUGAAGAGAUAUCACCAUGUCUAUCUGAAAUGAAAGAAUGUCUUAAAAAGAUCAAUGAAAUCAUAAGUUAUUGUGAAAGUUAUUGGACAAUCGAAAUUGAAAACAUUGACAAAAUCAUUAAAGGUUUAGAAAGUUGUAAAACGACUAGAAGACCAAUGAUCAAACAUUCCGCUGUUUUGUUUUCAUUACGGGCAAAACGGAUUCAAGAAGAAGCAAAAUUUUAUAUUGUUGCCAUGCGAGCGGCCGUGAACGCAGAUCGGAUCUCCGGCUAG
Molecule: messenger RNA, 975 nt
Organism: Funneliformis geosporum
Lineage: Eukaryota; Fungi; Glomeromycota; Glomeromycetes; Glomerales; Glomeraceae
Source: the annotation of a GenBank genome assembly